Molecule: messenger RNA, 1573 nt
Organism: Pungitius pungitius (ninespine stickleback)
Lineage: Eukaryota; Metazoa; Chordata; Actinopteri; Perciformes; Gasterosteidae
Gene: hes4
Product: hairy-related 9
Exons: 4
Coding region: 250-1125 (291 amino acids)
Biological process (GO): anterior/posterior pattern specification; regulation of transcription by RNA polymerase II; regulation of neurogenesis
Cellular component (GO): nucleus
Molecular function (GO): RNA polymerase II cis-regulatory region sequence-specific DNA binding; protein dimerization activity; DNA-binding transcription factor activity, RNA polymerase II-specific
Source: RefSeq, a predicted model, not a curated record
ACCGCCGCGGCGUGUGUCGACCGCAGAAGCGGAGACUCGCCCCGCACGGCGCAACGCACGCUCCUGAACUCGAAUGACAGCACAUUGGUGACGAGCGACGUGACGCGAACCAAAAAAAAAAAAAAAAAAAAAACGACCCGGUGGGACUGCCAGGCAUCUCGCGUAUAUCCUGACGACUUAGCAGUUCGACGAUUCGAUCUUUUCCAAAGAGGAUUUACUUCUUCACGCGUUUUGCUGGUUUGGUGAACAAUGCCAGCUGACACCAUGGAGAAGCAGACGGCAUCCCCGCUGGCCGGUGCCCCUGCAAACGGAACACACACGCCGGACAAACCCAAAAAUGCCAGCGAGCAUAGAAAAUCAUCGAAACCCAUCAUGGAAAAACGGCGUAGAGCCAGAAUAAACGAAAGCCUUGGGCAGCUCAAGACUCUCAUCCUGGACGCACUUAAAAAAGAUAGCUCCAGGCAUUCGAAGUUGGAGAAAGCAGAUAUCCUGGAAAUGACAGUAAAGCACUUGAGGAACCUGCAGCGUGUCCAGAUGAGCGCAGCACUCUCAGCAGAUGCCACCGUCAUAAGCAAAUAUAGAGCAGGAUUCAACGAGUGCAUGAACGAGGUCACCCGCUUCCUGUCCACCUCAGAGGGGGUGAACACGGAGGUGAGGUCGAGGCUCCUCAACCACCUGUCCAGCUGCAUGGGCCAGAUGAUGUCCAUCAACUACCCGCAGCAGGCCGCGUCCCAGCAGGCGCACCUGGCUCAGCCGCUGCACGUGCAGCUGCCAUCCACCCUGCCCCUCAACGCCGCGGCUCUGGGCUCCAAACUGAGCCCCGCGGAGGCCAUCUCCCCCAAGGUCUUCGGCGGCUUUCAGCUGGUGCCCGCAAGCGAUGGACAGUUUGCAUUUUUGAUCCCCAACCCAGCCUUCUCCUCCGCCACGGCCCCCGUCAUCCCGCUUUACGCAAACGCAGGAGUGCCCGUUACGGUCAACGCCAGUCCGGUGCACGGGGGCUCGGCAUCGACCGCGGCUUCGCCCAUCCACGGCAUGACGUCUUUCUCCGUGGGCUCCCAGGCGGUCAGUCCGGUGGGAGUGAGCGCCGGCUCGGAGGGCAACGAGCCGGUGUGGAGGCCUUGGUAGCGCCGAGGAUAAGAGACUCGUGUCAAACCAGUUUGCAUUACUUUUCCAGUUUAGACUUUUAACUGACUGCACAGCCGACGGUUGUGGGGGUUUAACCUGUGACUUUUUGCGCUACGGGACGGUAACUCUAACCACUUAAUGCCCCCCCCCCUUUGUCAUUGUUUCGUUUUAUGGAACAAGCGAUUUUUUAUUAUAUAUAAUUUAUCAUCUGAUUCCAACAUUUGGAUGUCAGUGAUAAAUAUGCUGUUCUUGUUGAAGAUUUAUAGGAAAAAAGUUUUGUUAUGAAGUACCUUUUAUGAAAAUAUUUUAGAUUUGUACAGAUUUGUUAUUGAUUGUUAUACCAAAGCUGUGUUUUAUAUUCGUUGUUAUUUUGUGUUGAAAAGAAGAAGAAAAAAAAUGAAGUUGGGUGAUGCCCCACCGUUUGAAUAAAUCACUUUUCAGAAGUUAA